UCCGGCAAUUGCUAAGAGAGAAGUUGUCUCAAAAAAAUUAAAUAACAAAUUAAAAAUCAAUUGAAAUUAAAUAGAAAAUAAAAUGUGCAGCACUACGAGAGCACGUGCCCUCACCAUAGGAUGGAUACAUUUGAUAAUUACCCUAAUUAUAACCGUUUUGCUUUCAAUCUAUCUGUGCACUUAUAACAAUGAGAUUCAUGUGAAAACUCUCAUAGAUAAUGGCUAUGAUAUCUAUGAAGAAAAUAUCAUUGAGGCAGAGAAUGUUGGCGGCAUUGGAUUAACCACUUCGAUUUGCCUUUUAUUGUUGUGUGUGACCUUUUUAAUUUUCGACAUUCUACUUUUGAGUGGUAUUAUGCAGGAGAGCCACAUAUUAAUGAAACCUUUUGUCUAUGCUAAUGUAUUGGCUUUGUGCCUGCAAAUAUGUAUUACUAUAUACAUCGUAUUCGAGGAUCUUCUAGAGACAAAUAUCCUGAAACAUUUUGCCUUCAAUUUUUUUGUCGUGCUUCUUUUGCUGCUUAUCUUCAAACCCAUCUACCAAAUUUAUGGUCAAAUUCGUAACGCUAAUGAAGGAAAAACUCCCCAGGGUGUGCAAAAUAUAGAGAGCAAUCCAGAACAACAGAGAUUAACUGAGGUGCAACCGCAAACAAAAUAUAUGAAUGAAGCUCCACAAGGCCUUCAGAGUACAGAGAGCAACGCAGCGGUUAAGCAAAACUCAGCUGAUUUCCAAACUCAAGGAACAGAUGUGAAUGGUCGAGGUUUGCCGAACGCAGAGAAUAACACAGCGGUUGAUCAAAAAUUAACUGAGGUCCAAAACCAGGGACCUAAUGGGAAUUAAACUACACCAAAAAUAAAACGUUAAAGCUAUAACCAGUCUGCACGCCAAAAAAAAACCCCGAAAGACAAUAAAGCCGUUAAGAAGACUGUAAAAUGAAUACGUACUGAUGAAGCUCAGGUCAAUAGAGGGUCAACUAACAAGAUUCAAAAUAAAGUUGAUUCUCACUUUUUUUACAUCCUACACCACUACUUUUGCAUAUAUUUGGUUUAAAAUUUUGUCUGUCAAUCGUUUUACUGCCCGUCUGUGCGACUAUACCUUAGUUAUGUACACAAAGUUCAUUUGGAAUUUUUAGUUGAUUUUUUUUUAUACCCUACACCACUACUGUGGUACAGGGUAUUAUAACUUAGUGAAUUAGUU
This is a messenger RNA of Stomoxys calcitrans (stable fly), 1192 nucleotides long. RefSeq lists its product as uncharacterized. NCBI's taxonomy places the organism in Eukaryota, Metazoa, Arthropoda, Insecta, Diptera, Muscidae. The transcript has 4 exons. The record is from RefSeq and is a predicted model, not a curated record. The coding region runs from base 83 to 835 and encodes 250 amino acids.